Molecule: messenger RNA, 12372 nt
Organism: Nerophis ophidion (straightnose pipefish)
Lineage: Eukaryota; Metazoa; Chordata; Actinopteri; Syngnathiformes; Syngnathidae
Gene: pcdh7b
Product: protocadherin 7b
Exons: 3
Coding region: 851-4633 (1260 amino acids)
Biological process (GO): homophilic cell-cell adhesion
Cellular component (GO): plasma membrane
Molecular function (GO): calcium ion binding
Source: RefSeq, a predicted model, not a curated record
CGUAGUAGUAACCACAUGGAAACCCACAGCGAUGCGCGCACAUGCUGCACGGUCUUAGUAAAAAAAAUAAAAAAAAUAAUAAUAAUAGUAAUAAUAAAAAAUAAUUAUGAAGGCAAUCCGACAUAUGGUCUGACAGCCCCCGGACCAGGAAUGCCUGGCCAAGUUUACCGCGGAGGGGAGGGGGUCUGAGUGGGUGAGCGAGAGAGAGAGAGAGAGAGAGAGAGAGAGUAGGAGAGAAGGAGAGAGAGAGACGCAAAGGGAAAAAAAAGGAGAGAGAGGAAUAUCAUUUGUGCGUCCCUCUCGUUGUGCUGCAGAGAAAUGCAGCCGACACACGCUUGCAGGUGAGCGGGCAGGUUGCUGAAGGAUCCACAAGGAUUUACCUUUUUUUUGUUGUUGUUGUUGUUGCUGCUUUUACUCUGGAGCUGUGUUGCAUCAUGCCAAAAACUGCUCUCUAAAAAGUGACUUUGCAGGAGGAGAGCGGAGGCGGCUCACCAGCUUCCACAGUGGAGUGUGUGACUCGUGUGGACAUAUCACAGCGGGGGGGAGAAAAAAGAAACAAAUCAAACGUGAGUGACAAGAGAUGAUGUGGACCGCUGGUACUUUCUGCUGGGUUUUUUUGCACGUUGAGUGAUAUUUAUUUGUUGUAAUUCAUAAGAAAAGAGAGAGAGAGAGAGCUAGAGAGAGAAAGGGAAACUUGGUGCUAUCCACUGCAGCAGGUAGGGAUGUAGAAGUCUCACACAUGUGGCUCCUCUCCUCGUGAAAGCAGCAAUUUGUUCCAGAAUCCACACUACGUUUCAAUUAAAAUUUAAAUUUUUUGGGGGGGUAGGUCUUUUUUUUCCAGACGAGAACAAUGAGGACUAUCGGAGCUGUGGACUAUUUGUACUAUUGCAUGCUCAUCCUGCAGUUUGUGCACCAGCCCGCUGCCAAGCAAGUGCUCCGGUAUCGCUUAGCUGAGGAGGGACCCCCGGAUGUGAGGGUGGGCAACGUGGCUGCAGACCUGGGCAUCGUCGCCGGGUCCGGCGAGGUGACUUUCACGCUGGAGUCGGGCUCUGAUUUUUUCAAAAUAGACAACAUCACGGGCGAGCUCACCACCAACGAGAGACGGAUAGACCGUGAAAAAUUACAACAGUGCCAAAUGAUAUUUGAUGAGAACGAGUGUUUUAUAGAUUUUGAGGUUUCAGUGAUUGGUCCAGCUCAGAGCUGGGUCGACCUCUUUGAGGGAAAAGUCAUCAUUCUCGACAUCAAUGACAACACUCCAUCUUUCCCUUCGCCUGUACUGACUCUUUCUGUGGAGGAAAACAGACCCAUUGGAACCCUUUAUCUGCUGCCCACAGCCACUGACAGAGAUUUUGGCAGGAAUGGAAUAGAGAGGUAUGAGCUCAUUCAGGAUAACGUGGAGAACUCAAGGCGCUCCUCCGGGGAUUCGUACCCUGGGAAGAGGAGAUUUGAGGAGGGCGCGAGCAGAAGCAGUGUCUUUGAGCUGCAAGUGGCUGACACCACGGAUGGUGAGAAGCAGCCCCAGCUCAUCAUUAAAGGGGCGCUUGACCGAGAACACAGGGACUCCUAUGAGCUGACAUUGCGCGUGAGGGACGGGGGUGAUCCGCCACGGUCCUCCCAGGCCAUCCUGAGGGUGAUGAUCACAGACGUGAAUGACAACAGCCCCCGGUUUGAGAAGAGCGUGUAUGAGUCCGACCUGCUGGAAAACAGCUCCCCUGGCACCCCCAUCCUGCAGCUCAAAGCGGCCGAUGCGGACGUAGGGGUGAACGGUCAAAUAGAGUACGUGUUCGGGGCGGCCACAGAGUCUGUGAGGAGGCUGCUGAGGUUGGAUGAGAGCACGGGUUGGCUAAGUGUGCUGCACCGCAUCGACCGAGAAGAAGUAAGCCAGUUGAGGUUUACAGUAAUGGCCCGUGACCGAGGCCAGCCUCCAAAAAUGGACAAGGCCACAGUGGUGCUCAAUAUUAAGGAUGAGAACGAUAAUGUGCCUGCCAUCGAGAUACGCAAAAUUGGACGCAUUUUCCUGAAAGACGGAGUAGCCAACGUGGCUGAGGACGUGGUGGUGGACACACCCAUCGCCUUAGUUCAGGUGUCAGAUCGCGACCAAGGCGAGAACGGCAUUGUGACCUGCACAGUGGUGGGCGAUGUUCCCUUCCAGCUCAAGCCAGCCAGCGAGAUGGAGGGCGAGCAGAAUAAAAAGAAAUAUUUCCUCCAUACAUCCGCACCGUUAGACUAUGAGGCCAUGCAGGAAUACAAUGUGGUCAUUGUGGCUGUGGACUCAGGAAGCCCCAGUCUGGCCAGUAAUAACUCUCUGAUGGUAAAAGUGGGUGACACAAAUGAUAACUCUCCCAUCUUUAACCUCAAUGUAGUGGAGGUGUCAUUCCCAGAAAACAACGCCCCAGGUGAGAGGGUGACAACGGUGGCAGCAAUUGAUGCAGACAGCGGGAAGAAUGCUGAACUAUACUAUUCCCUCGACUCAUCUGUAAAUGGGAUUUUCUCUAUUGAUGCAGACAGCGGCGAUAUCCGAGUAAACAUCAUUUUGGAUCGAGAGCAAACAGAGCAAUACGAAUUUAAAGUGAUAGCCAAAGAUAAGGGUAUAAACACCUUACAGGGCUCUGCGACUGUAGUCAUCCUAGUGGCAGACAAAAAUGACAACGAGCCAAAGUUCAUGCAAGAUGUGUUUACCUUCUAUGUCAAAGAGAAUCUGGAGCCAAACAGCCCAGUAGGCAUGGUUACAGUCAUCGAUGUAGAUAAAGGCCCAAAUGCACAAAUGAGUCUUUUUAUUGAGGAGGAGGAAGACAUCUUUUCAAUUGAAAAUGACACUGGGACUAUUUUCUCAACACUGUCCUUUGACAGAGAGCAGAAAACCACGUACACUUUCCGUGUGAAAGCAGUGGACGGGGGCGACCCGCCUAGGUCAGCUACUGCCACCGUGUCACUGUUUGUUAUGGAUGAUAAUGACAAUGCACCAACUGUCACCUUCCCAAUAAACAGUUCCUACACCCUUCUACCGCCCUCCAGCAACAUCAGAACCGUAGUGAGGACUGUUAUAGCCACCGACACAGACACUGGCAUCAAUGCUGACCUCAAGUACAGCAUAAUUGGCGGGAACCCCUUUAAACUGUUUGAGAUCGAUGGGGGUACUGGCGUCAUUUCACUGGUGGGUAAGCUGGAGCAGAAGCACUAUGGACUACACCGGCUAGUGGUUCAGGUGAAUGAUAGCGGACAGCCUUCCCAGGCCACGACGACACUUGUUCAUGUCUAUGUUAAUGAGACUCUUUCCAAUUCCACGGUGGUGGAGGCGCAGGUGGCAAAGAGCCUGAGCACGUCUCUCAAUACAAACAUCGCCGGAGACCCCAAUUACGACCUCAGCAAGCAGCGUCUGAGCAUUGUCAUUGGAGUCGUCUCCGGAAUCAUGACGGUCAUCCUCAUUAUCCUGGUGGUGGUCAUGGCCCGAUACUGUCGGCCCAAGAAUAAGAAUGGUUAUGAGGCCGGAAAGAAGGACCACGAAGAUUUCUUCACGCCACAGCAGCACGACAAGUCCAAGAAGCCCAAGAAGGACAAGAAGAAGCAGAAGUCCAAGCAGCCGCUCUACAGCAGCAUCGUCACGGUGGAGGCCUCCAAGCCCAACAGCCAGCGCUACGACGGCGUCAACGAGAAGUUGUCGGACAGUCCUGGCAUGGGCCGCUACCGCUCGGUGAACGGAGGGCCUGGCAGCCCGGAUCUGGCCCGACACUACAAGUCCAGCUCACCGCUCCCCACCGUGCAGCUUCACCCGCAGUCCCCUACGGCUGGCAAAAAGCACCAGGCGGUUCAGGACCUUCCUCCGGCCAAUACAUUUGUUGGCACCGGAGAUAACAUUUCUCUGGGUUCUGACCACUGCUCCGACUACAGCAGUCAAACCAUCAACAAGUACAACAAACAGCCGUUUCGCCGAGUGACCUUCUCGGUGGUGAGCCAGCCCCAGGACCCUCAACAGCAGGGAUCGCUGCAGAGCUGCUACGACAGCGGCCUGGACGAGUCCGAGACGCCCAGCAGCAAGAGUUCGUCGGGGCCCCGGCUAGGCGCCCUGCCCCUGCCCGAGGACAGCUACGAGAGGACAACGCCGGAUGGCAGUGUCGGUGAGGCAGAGCACAUGGAAAAUGACUCACGCCCAUUGCCUGACGUAGCCAUGACUGGAAAGUGCACCCGGGAAUGCGACGAGUACGGCCACUCAGACUCCUGCUGGAUGCCUGUACGGACGUCGCCAGAACGGCGGCCAUCCAAGUCCACCACCACCCCUCAACAACCAAAGCUUUCCACAUUCAUGAGCGGCAACGGCAGCGGCAGCAGCAGCAGCAGCAGCAGCGCCGAGCAGCCCGGCAGCCAAGAGACCCUCCCCAUGGCCGCCAUGGCCGCCAUGGCCAACGGAGACCCCACCGCCGCCCACAUGAUGGGCGAUCGCAACCGCAACCUGCUCAAUAAGAAGAUGGCUUCUUCCUCCUCAUCCUACGAGCCGUUCGGCUCACCUUCGUAUGGCUCGCCUGGAGGCGGGGAAGAGACGCUGGGCCAUCCAACUGAAGAAAUCCCGAUGGCGGCCACUGGAGAGUACAAGCCCACGUCCUGUGGUACUCUGACACGACGGGAGGUCUACCUGUGAGGAAGGGAGGGUCCGACCUGCCUUCAGUGCCACAUGUUAUAAACAACACUUAUGACCCAACUUAUAACAGCUCAAGCAGUUUUAGCCAGCUUUGCACUGCAGGUAGGACUAAAAUUACUCCAAAGACUUUUAGAAAAUAAAAGUAAAAAGUAGAGACAGUGCUCUUUUUUUGAAGCUCCAAUCCUCCGAAAGUGAGGCAUGAUACUGGGAUGUCAAACAUGGCGGGCCGGGCUGUCUGCUGCCUGAUAGUCAACUUGUACAAUAACCACUUUACAAAAACCACCACAUGCAUGCAUCGACAACCCCCGCCCAAUUAAUGAUGACAAUGUAACAAAAAGACAUUUUAUAAAAACAAUGUGUGUGUGUGUAGAUGUGACUGUUCUAUUAUUUUUUUGGAACACUGCAACAAUAUAUCGGAUAAUGGUCCCCGUCAUUAGGAAUAUCCAUGGACUCGGCCACUUGCGGUGAUCAAGACCAAAAGAAAGGAAAUGUUGGCAAAGACUGAGCUUUAAAAGAUUCAUGCCCCAUUUCUUCUUCUACCGAGCUCUUGAAGUGAAGAAAUCAAUGACAGAUGCAACAACACACCGUAUGGACCAUGACAUGUUAGGGAUGAAAAAUUGUACAUAAACAUUGGACUGCGCUAUUAUUUCUGUUCUCUCCUCGCUAUGUUUCUUGGUUAUGAUUGGUGAGGCGGAGAACCCCUUACGAGAUGGAACAUCUGGGCUGCAGAAUGCCCAACUUAUGAUCACUUGUGAUGGAACUGUUAACCACUGCAAUACAGAGAUUCAUUCAUCUGGCUAUUGGCGCAGAUAUGAUCAGAGUACGGCAUGCUGAGAAUAAAAAUUAUGAAGGUGCAAUUUAAAUUGUGUAGUAUGUACGAGCCAGAUAAGCAGACAACACGUGUGUAUAGGCUAUACUGUAGGUAAUGCAUAGAGGUGUGUGACAAAAGUAGGUUUAUAAUAGUCCAGCGAGUGUCUGUUGAUAAUCGGGUUUUACACGUACAGUCGUCCCUCGCCACAUUACGCAUCAAUUAUUGCCGCUUCACGACAAUGCAGAUUUUUGUUUUUGCAUAUAUUUUUUACCUAAAUUAAGAGUUAAAUAAAGUCGUAUUUAUGUCUUUUAUGUACAAACCCUGUUUCCAUAUGAGUUGGGAAAUGGUGUUAGAUGUAAAUAUAAACAGAAUACAAUGAUUUGCAAAUCAUUUUCAACCCAUAUUCAUUUGAAUAUGCUAGAAAGACAACAAAUUUGAUGUUCAAACUGAUAAACAUUUUUUUUGCAAAUAAUCAUUAACUUUAGAAUUUCAUGCCAGCAACACCUGACAAUAAAGUGGGAAUAAAUACUGAUAAAGUUGAGGAAUGCUCAUCAAACACUUAUUUGGAACAUCCCACAGGUGUGCAGGCUAAAUGGGAACAGGUGGGUGCCAUGAUUGGGUAUAAAAACAGCUUCCCAAAAAAUGCUCAGUCUUUCACAAGAAAGGAUGGGGCAAGGUACACCCCUUUGUCCACAACCUCUAUGAGCAAAUAGUCAAACAGUUUAAGAACAACGUUUCUCAAAGUGCAAUUGCAAGAAAUUUAGGGAUUUCAACAUCUACGGUCCAUAAUAUCAUCAAAAGGUUCAGAGAAUCAGAGGAAACCACUCCACAUAAGCAGCAUGGCCGGAAACCAACAUUGAAUGAUCAUGACCUUCGAUCCCUCAGACGGCAUUGUAUCAAAAACCGACAUCAAUCUCUAAAGGAUAUCACCACAUGGGCUCAGGAACACUUCAGAAAACCAUUGUCACUAAAUACAGUUCGUCGCUACGUCUGUAAGUGCAAGUUAAAGCUCUACUAUGCAAAGCGAAAGCCAUUUAUCAACAACAUCCAUUAACGCCGCCGGCUUCUCUGGGCCCGAGAUCAUCUAAGAUGGACUGAUGCAAAAUGGAAAAGUGUUUGGUAGUCUGACGAUUCCACAUUUAAAUUUUUUUUAGGAAAUAUUCAACAUCGUGUCAUCCAGACCAAAGGUGAAGUGAACCAUCCAGAGUGUUAUCAACGCAAAGUUCAAAAGCCAGCAUCUGUGAUUGUAUGGGGAUGCAUUAGUGCCCAAGGCAUGGGUAACUUACUCAUCUGUGGAGGCAGCAUUAAUGCUGAAAGGUACAUACAGGUUUUGGAACAACAUAUGCUGCCAUCUAAGCGCCAUAUUUUUCAUGGACGCCCCUGCUUAUUUCCGCAAGACAAUGCCAAGCCAUAUUCAGCAUGUGUUACAAUAGCGUGGCUUCAUUUAAAAAAAGAGUGCGGGUACUUUCCUGGUCCACCUGCAGUCCAGACCUGUCUCCCAACAUGUGGCGCAUCAUGAAGUGUAAAAUACAACAGUGGAGACCCCCGACUGUUAAAAGACUGAAGCUCUACAUAAAACAAGAAUGGGAAAGAAUUCCACUUUCAUAGCUUCAACAAUUAAUUUCCUCAGUUCCCAAAUGUUUAAUGAGUGUUUUUAAAAGAAAAGGUGUUGUAACACAGUGGUGAACAUGCCCUUUCCCAACUACUUUGGCACGUGUUGCAACCAUGAAAUUCUAAGUUAAUUAUUAUUUGCAAAAAAAAAAUAAAGUUUAUAAGUUCGAACAUCAAUUAUCUUGUCUCUGUAGCAUAUGCAACUGAAUAUUGGUUGAAAAUGAUUUGCAAAUCAUUUUAUUCCGUUUAUAUUUACAUCUAACACAAUUUCCCAACUCAUGGAAACGGUGUUUGUUUUUCAGUGCAUUCUCGAGUGUGUUAUUUCCUAUAAUUUAGUUGUAGCAGUCCAAAAAACGACUUACGUUUCCAGUUUACAAGGCGACUUAUCUUGGCGCUACCGUAUUUUAACCGCGACAAUCAAGUUGACCAAAUUUUGGCAGCACGACUUUAGAUUGCACUUCGUAUUUCUAAUUCAACCCCAUUGGUGUUAGUGCUACUAAACGAUGCAGGACUUUCAGCACAUUAAGGCCCAGUUUUUACUUGGAGCGAUUACCCAUAGCAAUGAGGCUUGGAGGAAUCCACUCAAGACUACUAUAUCAGGCAAAAAGUUUAAAAAUUGGCUAUAUUUUUUCAUGUUUUCAUGUUUAGAGGGCUCUGAUUCUGUUAAAAAACAUAUUUGGAAGUUUUUUUUAUUGCUUGAAAAUAUUUGAUGUGUUGCCCUGCGAUGAGGUGGCGACUUGUCCAGGGUGUACACCGCCUACGGCCGGAAUGCAGCUGAGAUAGGCUCCAGCACCCCCCCGCAACCCCGAAAGGGACAAGCGGUAGAAGAUGGAUGGAUGGGUGUUAUUAUUAAUACAUCCAUCCAUCCAUUUCUACCGCUUAUUCCCUUUUGGGGAGGCAGGGGACGCUGGCGCCUAUUUAGCUACAAUUGGGAGCAAGGCAGUGUACACCCUGGACAAGUCGCCACCUCAUCGCAGGGCCAACACAGAUAGACAGACAACAUUCACACUCACAUUCACACACUAGGGCCAAUUUAGUGUUGCCAAUCAACCUAUCCCCAGGUACAUGUCUUUGGAAGCGGAAGGAAGCUGGAGUACCCGGAGGGAACCCACGCAUUCACGGGGAGAACAUGCAAACUCCACACAGAAAUAUCCCGAGCCUGGGAUUGAACCCAGGACAGCAGGAUCUUGGUAUUGUGAGGCAGACUCACUAACCCCUCUACCACCGUGAUUAAUACGACUUUUCGGAAAUGUGGCGACCAUUGUCAGGCCUGGAACCAAUUGGCCACGAUAAAACGAGAGACGACUGUAUUACACUUUUUUGUGAGAUGGACGGAGCAAUAAAUAUAUUGUACACAUGUUCAUCAACCAUCAGCUUCGUUGUAAAGUGCUAAUAUAAUGGAAAAACAAGUUGCCUCUAUUUUGAAGCUAUUAUCUGAUUUAUGACAUCCAAAGACUUACAAAGUUUGCCAGUAAAUAGAUAUGAACAAAAUAUUAUCAAUUGCACAGAAAUUUCCCAGCCAAUUUGAGAAGAUAAUGAGCCAACCAGUCAGUCAGAUCCCUUCCCCAUCAACAUCAAUGCAAAUCAGGCAGACUUUGAGAGAGCCAACAACGGUUACUUUUUGAAAACAUUACGAUCCAGAACCUUACAUUUUUUUAGCCCAAACGGAAAGAGGAUAAGCAAUACGUUUCAGAAUUGAAGUGCUAAACUAAUUAGCAAUUUCUAGGUGCUAAACAUUCAAACCAACCAUAAUAGAAGGUAUUGUACAAGUUUCACUCUUGUUGGGAAUGCUGACCGACAGGAUGCUUACAUGAUCCUGUUUAGAUGAAGAAUAAAUCACAAUCCUCGCAAAGGGUUAAAGGGUUGCCGCAACCGUUUCGCCAUCUCUUGGGACAUCAAAGUGGACACGCCUGCCGGUCAAUGGCCAUAUUUGUCUACUACCAGGUGAGAGAUGCAUGAAUUAUAAUCAAGAAUUCACUUUUACCAUAUUGAUAGGAAGCAAAAGCAGCAGCCGGCUGAGUGUGUCAAACAUAGCAGCGUAAGCUAGCAUUAGCUCACCGCUAUCAAGGCGCCGCUAAAAUAAGACGUCUGCAUUAGCGCUUAUAAUAACAAUACAGCUCAUAUUUGGAUAAUUUCCAGGUCAAGACAUGUAAAUGGAGUCCCAUUGGCGGUUUCUGGAUGUUAUUUAGCGAGUUGCAUGGGCACAAUAGAGGAUCCUCGUUAUGUUGACUCAAUCAUUGGCUAUUUAUAUUAUAAUGCAUAAAAAGCCAAGUAUAUGUGUUCGUGUUUACAUAAAGAUUGUGAACGAUAAACAGUAAAUCUCUUUCCAAUUCUUGCGUAUUUUUGGUAUGACUGAUCUGAUGACUGUUCAGAUUGCAGAAGUGUUACUUCUUUGACGUCAAUUCAUCAAUUUACCAUGAAUUGAUUAACGUGGACAAGUUGAAAAACUUAUUCGGUGUUACCAUUUAGUGGUCAAUUGUACGGAAUAUGUACUGUACUGUGUGAUCUACUAAUAAAAGUUUCAAUCAAUUAAUCAAUCAAUCAAUCUAACCCCGAAUCUACGAAGAUUUCCAAAUAUGUUCAAAAUUGGCAUUUUGGGAUGUUUGGACCAUAUUUUUACAUAUUUUGCGGAAUGUAAACACAGUUGAAUAUGGUUUAAUGGAUGCAAUGAAACACAAUUAAGCAUAUUAUAAGUCCACUUGUUUUUCCAUUGUAUUGGUAUUUUGAUUUUUUUUUUUUCUCAAGCCUCAAGAUCCCGAUGAAGUACUUUGGGCCUGAUUUUACUAAGAUCUCAAAUUAUAAGAAUGCAAACUAAAAAAAAUGCACGUACUAUUGCACGGCGUGUUGCAGGUGAUAUACUAAGACUACAUAUGUAAUUGAUAAGACCUGUAGAAGUGGCGUAAACCACCCUAUUAAACCUCUUAAGGACCAAGUUGUUUGUUUACAUGCUUUUUUUAUUUUUAUUUCUUUUUACUAUUCGGGCUUAUUGGACCCUAAUUAGAAUAAAAACUAAAAAUCAUCUUUUAAUAUGAUGUACUUAGUCCAUACAUACACAAACAUGUACUUCAUGUGGAGUGACAUGCACAUUUUUCUUUUUACACUUUUUUUUUCCAAAUUCCAUUGUAUGUUAUAUUCUUCUGACACCACCAGAUAGCAGUAUAAGUGUCCAUAUGUCGGCAUAAGACCCCAAUUCAGUAGUGUACACAAUUUUGGAAAUACAAGCUAAAAGGUGCUGUCCAUGCAGGCCUUUAGAGGUUAAAUAAGGUUUGUUGUGUACUACUAGCUGUCACCAUGGAGACAUUCAUUUCCCCUCUGCAUCCAUGUCACCGUGCUUCAUCCAACCUGUGGUGUUUUGCUGUGUUGUGGAACAUGCGGCACACAAAUAUGAUAUGUACCGCCUAUUUUAGGCUAAACUCUUAGAGAACAGAACCAAUUUUUUUGCAUGCUAGUACUCUCUGGGAGAUACGUUGUUGUGCCAAAAACACUAACACUUUUUUUCCCCAAGAGAGAGAUAUAUUUAUAUAUCGCCUCUAUGAAAAAAAAGGCAUUAAAAAAUAUGCCUGCAGACACCAAAAAUGCAUUAAUCGAGUCAUCCAGACGCUAUAAUAUGACGUUGGUGGAUAGACAAUAUGUCCACUAUUUUUAUUUCUGACGGUUCAAAUAUGUUGACACGCACAGAUUGUCUCUCCAUCUUCAGCUGACAUUUAUGUGUACGUGCCAUUUUGCACGUCCCUUUCAAACGUGCUAAAUAUAGUUGAUGCAAACAGUUUCAGGCUCGAUAAAACACACAUUUGUAUUUCAUUCACCAAGUAUUGUGGGCGUUCUGAUAAUCAACAUAUUUUUUGCAUAUACGUCAAAGCAAACACGCUAAAUAGGUUGUGCUCGCUAUAUUGCUCAUUCAAGAAAUGCAAUCCUUGGCACACAGACUUCGUAGAUCAGCUUUGCGUGCGCUAUCAAGUUUGCACGAUUUUUUUUUUUUUUGAUUCGUGCAAACCUUUACUACAGGGGUGUCAACCGUACGGUCCGAGGCCCACGGACAGGUUUUAUCCUUGUACCUGAACUUUUUCAAUGAAAGACACAGCUGUUCUAAAUGUGUCUACUGGAUGUCGCAAUAGCAAUUCUUUGUAUCUUUGUAGAGGAUGCUACAUAUGAUGUUGGUACAUCAGUUGAGGAAAAUGAUCGAACUACGUAAAUACCAUCCUGUAAUUUUUAUUUAUUUUUUCUUGAUGGAUUGAAAAUGAACACCAAUGAGUUGACUGAUGAACAUAAUCACAUAAUUUAUUCAGAAAAUAUGAAUAACGACGAAUAAAGGUAGAAUACUAUUAAACGCAACAUGUAACUGUAAAAAUCGAAAAACAACAACAGUAUGAUUUGCACAAUUUCGGAAUGUGCUUGUUCUAUUUUCAAGCAAAGAAAACAAUCUGAAGUUGUCUCUAUUUUUAAGUUAUCGUGCUGUGAUUUCACCAGUCCAACCCACUUGGAAGUACAUUUUUCUCCACGUGGCCACCGAUCUAAAAUGAGUUUGACGCCCCUACUUUAGUACUUCAAGCCCUUGAUGUUACUUUCUGCCGUCCAUGGCAUCCGAGCACGGGUGUAAAAAUCAGUUCAACUAACGACCAAAAAUAAAAAAUCCAAUUUAACUUUUUGGGAAAAAAACAUUCCAUAUGAUGCUUUUGGAACAGCUGUAUUUGUAGAAGGGGGUCAUUACAUACAGUAAUAGGAUCUUAGAAAAUGCCCACCUCUUUGUCAGCCACUGUAGUAAAAGAAAUAAUAUAUAUUUUUUGUAUGUUAGUUAGUGAAGCCCCUGUUGAUUGAAUGGAGUUGCAAUUCUCUCUCUAUAGUCUGUAAGUACUACUUGUUGGAAAGGCAGUCCUCCUAUACGUAACAACUGUAUACAUAAAUAUUUACUUUUUACUGCACGCUUUAUGGAACUUACUUCACUUAAUGCGAAGGAAGAGUAAAAAAUUUUUUUAUAAAAAAACAUGUACAAAAAAUAUCCCUGUAACAUUGGAAUCCACGUUGUUGCUUGCUUACUAAUGAGACAUGAGCCAUGUAGGACAGCUUUGGUUCUUUUUGGGGGAGUUUCAUAUUAUCUUCAUACCAUACAUAUGUCGGGGGUUUUUUUAACAUUAAUGCCAUACAUUUUAUUUAAAUUUGCAUCACUUUGUUAUACGACAGCCUAAAUUGUAGAGAAUGGUCGUGAAAUUGUACUUAGUAAUUUAACUUUAUUUGGUGCCACUUGUAACUUCUUCAGUGCUCUGAAAAAAAAAAAAAAAGAACACAGUAAAAAAAAUGUUGUGAAUGCAAAAUUGCAAUU